This is a messenger RNA of Vicia villosa (hairy vetch), 1127 nucleotides long. RefSeq names its product small ribosomal subunit protein RACK1-like. Gene Ontology annotation, cellular component: cytosol; nucleus. The record is from RefSeq and is a predicted model, not a curated record. Gene Ontology annotation, biological process: rescue of stalled cytosolic ribosome; positive regulation of protein phosphorylation. Gene Ontology annotation, molecular function: translation regulator activity; protein kinase C binding; ribosome binding. Lineage: Eukaryota; Viridiplantae; Streptophyta; Magnoliopsida; Fabales; Fabaceae. Bases 26 to 1066 code for a protein of 346 amino acids. The transcript has a single exon.
AGUUUCUUUACCACAGCAACCAACCAUGGCUGAGGGUCUUGUUCUUCGAGGCACCAUGCGUGCUCACACUGACGUGGUUACAGCUAUUGCCACCCCGAUCAACAAUUCUGACAUGAUUGUCACCGCUUCCCGCGACAAAUCCAUCAUCCUCUGGAACCUUACCAAGGAGGACGAGACCUACGGUGUCGUCCGCCGCCGUCUCACCGGUCACUCAGACUUUGUUCAGGAUGUUGUUCUAUCAUCCGACGGUCAGAUCGCUCUAUCCGGUUCAUGGGAUGGUGAGCUCCGUCUGUGGCAUCUCAACGCUGGAAUCUCCAUUCGCCGAUUUAUUGGCCACACCAAGGAUGUUCUCUCUGUGGCUUUCUCGAAUGACGACCGUCAUAUCGUGUCUGCUUCUCGUGACCGCACGAUUAAGCUGUGGACCAAUUUCGGUGAGUGCAAAUACACUAUCCAGGAUGGUGAUGGUGAUGCUCAUUCCGAUUGGGUUAGCUGUGUCCGAUUCACUCCUAACCGAUUCACCCCUAACACUCUGGAGCCGACUUUUGUUUCUGCUUCAUGGGAUAAAACUGUCAAGGUUUGGAAUCUGACCAAUUGCAAGGCGAGAAACACUCUUGUUGGACAUUCUGGAUAUGUCAGUACUGUGGCUGUUUCACCUGAUGGUUCUUUCUGUGUUAGUGGUGGCAAAGACGGUGUUGUUCUGAUCUGGGAUUUGGUUGACGGAAAGAGAAUUUACUCUUUUGAUGCUGGCUCUAUUAUUCAUGCUUUGUGUUUCAGUCCUAACAGGUACUGGCUAUGUGCUGCAACUGAGUCCAGCAUUAGGAUCUGGGAUUUGGAGAGCAAAAACAUUGUUGAGGAUUUGAAGAUUGAAUUAAACACUGAAACUGAUGCUACCAUUGUUGAGGAUUUGAAGAUUGAAUUAAAGACUGAAAGUGUUGCUACCACCGGUGGUAACAGUAGCACUACCAAGAAGAAGGUCAUCUACUGUACUAGUUUGAACUGGAGUGCUGAUGGAAGCACUUUGUUUAGUGGAUAUACUGAUGGUGCUGUUAGAGUAUGGGGUUUUUGAGACAAAUUUAGUCACUGUUUUACGUAGAAUUUAAUUUUGAUCACAAUGGCUUUCUAGUCCU